This is a messenger RNA of Ornithorhynchus anatinus (platypus), 2162 nucleotides long. It is a transcript of the gene DPP7, whose product is annotated as dipeptidyl peptidase 7. Bases 58 to 1473 code for a protein of 471 amino acids. Lineage: Eukaryota; Metazoa; Chordata; Mammalia; Monotremata; Ornithorhynchidae. Gene Ontology annotation, molecular function: serine-type exopeptidase activity; dipeptidyl-peptidase activity. The record is from RefSeq and is a predicted model, not a curated record. Gene Ontology annotation, cellular component: vesicle. Gene Ontology annotation, biological process: proteolysis. The transcript is spliced from 13 exons.
GUCCACGUGACGGGUCCCGGGCCCGAGGAGGAGCCCCGAUCCGGUCAGGGGGAAACCAUGACCCUGCGGCUCUUCCUCGUCCUCUUCUUGCUGGCCCCCGCAGCCGCGGAGGCCCUGGACCCCGGCUUCCAGGAGCGCUACUUCGAGCAGACGGUGGAUCACUUCGACUUCGAGACCUACGGCAACCGGACCUACCUCCAGCGGUACCUGAUCACGGAGAAGUUCUGGAAGAAGGGGUCGGGGCCGCUGUUCUUUUACACGGGGAACGAAGGCGACAUCUGGAACUUCGCGAAGAACUCGGACUUCAUCUUGGAGCUGGCGGCGGCCGAGUCGGCGCUGGUGAUCUUCGCCGAGCACAGGUACUACGGCAAGUCCCUGCCGCUGGGGCCGGGGUCCAUCCGGAGGGGGAGCAUGGGGCCGCUCACCGUGGAACAGGCCCUGGCCGACUACGCCGUCCUCAUCGGUGCCCUGCAGCGGCAGCUCGGGGCCGCCGGCCUUCCGCUCGUCGCGUUCGGCGGGAGUUACGGGGGGAUGCUGAGCGCCUACAUGAGGCUGAAGUACCCCCACCUCGUGACCGGCGCCCUGGCGGCUAGCGCCCCGGUGCUCUCCGUGGCCGGCCUGGGCGACCCGAGGCAGUUCUUCCGCGACGUCACGGCGGAUUUUGAGAAUUUCAGCCCCAAGUGUUCCGGGGCGGUGCGGGAGGCCUUCGGGCAGAUCGGGGACCUGGCCCUGCGGCAAGCCUACGACCCCAUCAGCCGAGGCAUGGCCACCUGUCACCGGCUCUCCGACGGGGCCGACGUCGAUCAGCUGCUGGAGUUCGCCCGCAACGCCUUCGCCAUGAUCGCCAUGAUGGACUACCCGUACCCCACCGACUUCAUGGGCCACUUCCCCGCUCACCCGGUGGCGGUCGGAUGCGAGCGGCUACUCGCGAGCAGUGACCGGCUCCGGGGCCUCAGGGCGCUGGUCGGCCUGCUGUACAACUCGUCGGGAGCGGAGCCGUGCUUCGACAUCUACCGGCUCUACCGGAAGUGCUCCGAUCCCACCGGCUGCGGGACCGGCCCGGACGCGGAAGCCUGGGACUACCAGGCCUGCACGGAGAUCAACCUGACGUUCGAGAGCACCAACGUGACGGACAUGUUCCCGGCCAUCCCGUUCACGGACGCGCUCCGGGAGCACUACUGCCUGGAAAAGUGGGGCGUGCUGCCGCGGAAGAGCUGGCUGCUCACGCACUUCGGGGGGAGCGGUCUCCAGGCCGCCAGCAACAUCAUCUUCUCCAACGGCGACCUGGACCCCUGGGCCGGCGGCGGGAUCCAGACUAACCUGAGCUCCUCGAUCGUGGCCGUCACCAUCGAGGGAGGAGCCCACCACCUGGACCUCCGAGGCUCCCACCCCGCCGACCCGCCGUCCGUCCGAGACGCGCGGAAGCUAGAGGCCCUGUUGAUCCACCAGUGGGUGGAAGCCCGAAGAAAGUAACGGGCCCCGUGGCCGUGUCGACCGCCGCCGCGUCCCCGUGGUGAUUCAGGGGGACGGGUCCUCGAGGAGACGGCGGACGCGGGCUCCCGCGCCGUCUCCGCUUCAGAGAUCACACGGCUCCCGUGGCCAGUUGGCUCCCUUUCUCCUUAUCUCGUCUCUUCUCGUUAUCCCCUGCACUCCAGCGGGAGGCCCCGACAUCACCCCCGUACGGGUUACGGGGGUGACCCUUCCCCAGGCAGAGAUUUUCUGGGGGGGGGGGGGCUGGCGAGGGAGGUGGUGCCCCAGCCAGCCGCACUGACGGUCGUCUUCGACGACCCUCGGGGAGGGCUCCGCUUCCUCAGAAAGAACGAGGGCGGUCCGGAGGCAAGAAAACCCCGACACCCCAGCUCUCCGUUCCCUUAGGGGGAACCGGUUCUGAAACCGGGUCAGCCCUCCGACCCGCUGCUCUUUCCCCUUCCCGGGAAGGGGAUGGAAGCGUCAGAGGCUGAGCCGGGUGGGAAGGGGGGGCCGUUUCGGGAACGGACCGCCCCCGGACACGGGUUCUGGGACCUCCCGUCCAGCCUGACCGCUCCCGAAAAGCCCCAGAGGUCGAGGGCGGGACUCCUUGCCGGCAUCGGCGGCCCGGCGAAAACACGCUUCACGCAACUUCGUAAAAUAAGUUAUACGUUUAAUAAAAUGCGUAACGAAGA